CUUGCACUUUGCGGAAGACAUCGUCAACGUUGGUGUACGGUCCAGUAGUUGUUCAACAUUUAACGGUUAAUUUAUCGGUCGGCCAAUUGUACGAUGAGGUGGCCUUUUAAGAGUAAAGAUACAUAGUUUUCAGUUAAAAUCUAUUAUUAUGUCGGAGAAUAAGAGUAAGGAAGAUGCCACGAUGGAGGGUUGUCAAGAAGGGGGCGAAGAGGAAGGUAUGGCUGCCGAGAGGGUCGAAGAGAAGGUCAGUAUUCAACAAAUUCUCGAGGGUAUGACGAAUGAAUUUAACAAAAGCGUCAGUCCCGUGAAAAGCGGAGAAAUUAGCCGAACAGAGAAAUCGGAUCAUGAGGAGAUUGAAAAACCGGUAACGAUUAUCGAUGAAAUGCCAGCAAUUGAAAAAGAAUCUGCUCGCGAUAAGGACGACGAAGUUGCUUCGACGAAACAAAAUAUCGUGGAAUCGACGUUAACAGAGGAGAAUCAUAAGGAAGAUGAGAGUACUGGAAAACAGGAAAAUUUUAAAAAAGAUAAUGGAAUUCCGCGAAUCGUCCUUACAUUCAGGACUAUCGACGAAAAUACCGACCAUGGUAAAAAAACAAAGAUAUCAAGCUGUUCUUCCAAUCUUACUCUAGUUCCUGAUGAAUUGGUAAAUUGUGAUCAAAUUGGCGGUGUCUCUGUCAAGAUCGAAAACUCUGAUGAGAAUUCCGACACUGUGGAAAAGUCAGAUUCAGAGGAAGGUAAAACAGAAGGACCGGUUAAAGAAUCUGAGAGCAAAGAGCCAGAGAAGAGUGCAGAAGAGGCAAAAUCACCAAAGGAAAAUGUGGGAGAGACACUGGAGGAGGAAAAAACCACUGCUUCCAAUGAAAAAACAAAGACUGAUGAAGCUGAUACUUCAACAGAGCCUACAGAACAAGCAGAUCAAGCAGAUGGCACAGCUCCAGUUACAAGGAAAAGAAGAACAGGACGACCUAGAUUAAGAGCACUUAGCGAUCACACUGAAGAACCUCCAGGUCCUAAACGCUCUGCAAGAAGAUUAUGUAAAGAAACACUGAAGAGUACUGUAUUAGAAAGUGCAAUGGCAAGAAAAGAGAAAUCUAAUUAUACGGAAGAAAAUUUACAGUUUAAAAAACAGAGGAAGUACAACAAACCAGGGAGACCUAAAAAGGUGGUUCAAGGGAAAGAUCAGAAUAAACAGUUGCAAGUUAAACCUCCUGACAUACGUCAGGAAGCAGAGGCUUCUAUUUCAGAUGGAAACAUCACUAUUACCGAGGUAAACUCAACAUUAGAUUGUUCUAGAAAUAUUACCAUAUUAGAGAAUAGUGCAAAUGAAACAGUCCUGGAUGAAUCUCAAAAUUUUUCAUCCGACUUUGAUGGUAUGCCAAAAUUAUCUCCUAUGAUUAAAAGCUCAGAGUCACAAAUAAAACUGAGCAAUUCAAUUAGUAGUCCCACAAGCGAUGAUAUACCUUUAGCAGAUAUAGAAAAGCCAUUUCUAAAGCCUGCUACUGGUAGACCUAAGAGAGAAAGGGGAAGACCUAGGGGAAGUCAAGCUGCAAGAAAAAUAGCAAAGGCAGAUUCAUUUGAAGAAGGCACUGUACCUGCUAAAAGAACAAGGAGAAGCAUGGCUCCAAGUCCAAGUCCUGCCGAAGGGCAAGCUUCAAAACCAGAGUCAACAGCCAUUAUGAGUGAAACGUAUAGUCAAUCAAUGCUAUGCUUAUGCCAAGUAAGAUCUCAGCUGUAUGUAACAAUAACUGGUUCUGGGGCACCGUUAUAUUGUACCGCAAUAGAUUCUAUCGACAAUAGGUUAGUAGGAUGUUGCAACGAAGUCGAUAGCAACGAUGUAGCGAUGAGAAGACCCAGUACUCGUGUUCCUUUUAUCAUUUUAUGUCGAAUGCACAAAGAAAGGCUUUUAAGGCAUAAUUGUUGCCCUUCGUGCGGGCUGUUUUGUUCACAAGGAAGAUUUGUGCAAUGUAUCAACGGUCAUCAGUAUCAUCGAGAAUGUGAAAUUUAUCCGAAUAAAAAAGGAGUAUGUCCACACUGUGGAAACGAAAGUACGGUAUAUGAUGUAAUGGUCACCAUGGGUGGCUUAAGGAAACCUGUAUUCAUUCCAACUCGUAAGAAAUUUUCGAAACUGCCUUCUGCAAAGAUGAGUUUACCAGGGAAAGGUGACAAUACGAAACUAGCCGAGCGUCCUCCUAGUCCUUUGAUUCAGGCGGACAUCAUUAAAAUACCCGAGCCGUCUGUUAAUUCGGAGAGACCUGAACGUUACACUAUCAUGAGUCUUUACACGUCCGUGAAAAACGGGGAUUUAGAAAAAUUAGUUAAUGUUUUAGCAUGUGGAUAUAAUGCAAAUCAUACAUUCCGAGAUUAUGUUCAUCGAACUGGCCUUCAUAUAGCCGCGGAUAAAGGUCACUUAUCUUGUGUACAUGUGUUAGUACAAGCUGGGGCUCAAUUGGACGUAAUGGAUAGAAAUCAAUUAACACCUUUAAUGUUAGCUGCUAGCAAGGGUAAAGCUGAUGUGGUAAAAUACUUGAUCAGGAUAGGUGCUGAUGUUACGUUGAAAGGUGAAGAUGGUAUGACCGCUUUGCACAUGGCUGCAAAAUCCGGUCAUUUAGAAGUCUGUAGAAUUAUUUUAACCGAAUGCAAAGCGCCGAGAACUUUAGUAGAUUCUGUGGACGAUGGUGGAUGGACUAGUUUAAUAUGGGCUUGCGAAUUUUGUCAUACCGACGUGGCACGAUUUUUGUUAGACAAAAAGUGCGAUCCUCUGAUUCGAGAUGCGGAGCAAAAUAUAGCGUUACAUUGGAGUGCUUUUAGCGGAAGUUCAGAAAUUACAGAAAUGCUGCUUAACGAAGGUUGCGACGUGAAUGCAGUCAACGUUCAUGGCGAUACACCUUUGCAUAUAGCUGCGAGGCAAGAUCAGUAUGCGGUUAGCGUUCUUUUAUUAGCUCGCGGUGCUAAGAUAGGAGAAGUGAACGCUGCGGGAGAAACGGCGGUAAAUUGUUGUACGAACGAUGGCGACACAAUGUCUGCGUUAAGAUUAAAUGCCAAAGUGAACGAACUUUCUGAACAUAUGUGGGAGAAAACAGUAAAAAUAUUAACAAAUGAUAUUUCACGUGGUAAGGAAACGAAUCCGAUACAAUGUGUUAAUGGGUAUGAUUCGGAAGAUAAACCAACAGAUUUUUUGUACGUGACUGAGAACUGUUUUACUAGUAAUAUUAAUGUUGACCGUACGAUAACGUCUUUACAGUCUUGUCGAUGCGAAGAUAAUUGUAAUUCAGAAAAGUGUUUGUGCGGAAAUAUAAGUUUGAGAUGUUGGUAUGACGAAGAGGGGAAAUUAAUCCCUGAAUUUAAUUAUGCAGAUCCUCCGAUGCUAUUCGAGUGCAAUCCAGCGUGCGAUUGCAAUCGUAUAACGUGUAACAAUCGCGUUGUUCAACAUGGUCUGACACAAAGGUUUCAAUUGUUUCGAACGAAAGGUAAAGGAUGGGGCCUUAGAACGUUACGACAUAUUCCCAAAGGUUCGUACGUUUGCGAAUAUGUCGGCGAGAUCAUCUCGGAUUCUGAAGCGGAUCAUCGGGAAGAUGAUUCUUAUUUGUUCGAUUUAGACAACAGAGACGGAGAGACAUAUUGUAUCGACGCGAGACGUUACGGAAAUAUUGCUCGUUUUAUAAAUCAUUCUUGCGCACCAAAUCUCUUGCCAGUGCGAGUGUUUGUUGAGCAUCAGGAUUUGCACUUUCCUAGGAUAGCAUUUUUCGCGAACCGCGACAUCGAGGCAGAUGAAGAGCUCGGCUUCGAUUACGGAGAGAAAUUCUGGAUAAUAAAAUGCAAGUCGUUCACGUGUACCUGUGGAGCCGAAAACUGCCGAUAUUCCGAGAAGACUAUACAAGUUACUUUGGACAACUACCGCAGAAAAAUACAGCAAGAAGAAAUGCUGGCAGCUCAAUCGUCGUAAUC
Habropoda laboriosa is the source of this 3945-nucleotide messenger RNA. RefSeq names its product histone-lysine N-methyltransferase EHMT2 (gene G9a). Lineage: Eukaryota; Metazoa; Arthropoda; Insecta; Hymenoptera; Apidae. The transcript has 11 exons. Bases 149 to 3943 code for a protein of 1264 amino acids. The record is from RefSeq and is a predicted model, not a curated record. Gene Ontology annotation, molecular function: zinc ion binding; p53 binding; protein-lysine N-methyltransferase activity. Gene Ontology annotation, cellular component: nucleus.